Messenger RNA from Xyrauchen texanus (razorback sucker), 1543 nucleotides. RefSeq names its product PRA1 family protein 3-like. The record is from RefSeq and is a predicted model, not a curated record. The coding region runs from base 40 to 576 and encodes 178 amino acids. Gene Ontology annotation, cellular component: membrane. The transcript is spliced from 3 exons. NCBI's taxonomy places the organism in Eukaryota, Metazoa, Chordata, Actinopteri, Cypriniformes, Catostomidae.
AGUGCAUACUGGUAAAUGUAGUCACCGACAGCGUCAAAAAUGGUGGACUUCCAGCCUCCGCCUUUCAGAACAUUAGACGAUUAUCUUCUGGGUUCGGCCAGAUUCGCCGUGCCUGAUGUUCGGAACUUAGACCGGUGGAAUAACCGGAUAAUAAACAACUUGCUGUAUUUCCAGUCAAACUAUUUUGCAUCCGCCGUGUCAUUGCUGCUCAUAGUCGGGUAUUUCCAGCCAUUCCAGCUGAUUCUUGGGGCAACAGUUGUGAUUCUUCUGUUCUUGGGGUUUGUCUGGGCUGCUGAAAAUAAGGCUGUAGUUCGGCGGUUCCGGAGGAAUCAUCCAUCCCUCUGUCUAGCUGCAAUCUUGGGCUCCAGUUACCUCCUUCUGUCCGUUUUAGGAGGAGUAGCUGCUUUCCUCUUUGGCAUUACCUUCCCCAUUUUAAUGAUCCUUAUCCAUGCCUCAGUAAGACUCCGAAGCCUUAAGAAUAAACUGGAAAACAAGCUGGAGAGUAUAGGAUUGAAGAGGACGCCCAUGGGCCUGCUACUGGAAGCGCUGGGACAGGAACAAGAGGCUGGAUCAUAGCUGUACUAACAACUGCUUAGCUGUAUUAACACCCACUCCUGCUUCUUCAUGCUCUUCUUAUAUAUCUUCAAAAAUAGAUAUAAAAAAUAUAUUUGCCAGGUCUCUCAGAUGUGAAGAAGAAUCUAGUGGACUGGCGAAUAAGCAAAUUCACUAGGUGAAUUUGGAAUGUGGUUUAAGAAGGGAAAAAAAUGACUAGUAGUUGAUUAUAGUUAUUUUUUGGACUACAUCCAAUUAUACUGUAUAUUAGAUGUCCUGAUCUAAAAAUAGCAAAAUAAUGCCUUUUGAAUAUGGUGUGGGUGGAGUUUUUGAAUUAAUAUUUAUUUUUUGAGUAACACCAGUUACUGUGUCAUUCCAUAGAUGUGCCAUUUAAGUCUGCAUUGAACUUUUUCUGUACUUAAUCAUUUAUAAAGUUGUGUGGGGACCACUUGAGUUGGUGAAGAAUAUGCAAAGAGAAGGGUGCAACAAGUUUAAGAGAAAGAAGUUUUUUUUUUUUUUUUGCCAGUGCAUUAAAUGACCAAAUUUAAUUAUAUUUUUACAUUUAGUUUUGUUUUCAGCAAAAUUGUGCCAUCUUGUGCAUUAGUGGUUGCUCUCAUACAAAGGUGCCAAGGUCCAUUUGUCUUCAUCAAUUGCAUUUCACCCAAAAAACUGCCAUUGUUAGACUGAUGUCUUAUGUCCUCAUUAGGAUAGGAAACAGGCAAAUUAGGAACAGGAAUGAAUAUAUGAUGAUUGAAGAAACACUAUGGAUGUUUAAUUUUUAUUUAUUUGCUUUUUUCCUCUUAAGCAUGUUUAAACCUUUGACAGCGUUUAAGUGUUUAAGGACACUUCAGAUACUUUUUAUUCCUAUCUAACUUUAAAGACAAUGAGAACACAAAAAUUAUGCAUUAUAUUGUUCAUGUAAAUACAUUUUUGCUUUUAUUUCAUUGUUUACAACAUCAGCUGCCUUGUAUAUCUCAUUCAUUGCUUAUAA